Molecule: messenger RNA, 3124 nt
Organism: Drosophila eugracilis
Lineage: Eukaryota; Metazoa; Arthropoda; Insecta; Diptera; Drosophilidae
Gene: arm
Product: armadillo segment polarity protein
Exons: 7
Coding region: 174-2696 (840 amino acids)
Biological process (GO): cell adhesion; positive regulation of transcription by RNA polymerase II
Cellular component (GO): adherens junction; catenin complex
Molecular function (GO): alpha-catenin binding; cadherin binding; protein phosphatase binding
Source: RefSeq, a predicted model, not a curated record
CUGUUCCGUUUUAACGAGCGUGCUGGUCGGUCGCAUUUUCCGACGCGCUAUUUUCCAGAAGCUGCAAGUGAAGAAUAAAUUGUUUUCUGUUUUUUAGAGUGCAUACGAUUUGAAGUGCCAAACAUAGUAAUUAAAUAACUCAAGGUGUGGUGUAAAGCGCCUUAAUCACCAAGAUGAGUUACAUGCCAGCCCAGAAUCGUACCAUGUCGCAUAAUAAUCAAUACAAUCCGCCGGAUCUGCCGCCGAUGGUGUCCGCCAAGGAGCAAACCCUCAUGUGGCAGCAGAACUCCUAUCUGGGUGAUUCUGGCAUCCACUCGGGUGCCGUAACCCAGGUGCCAUCAUUGUCAGGCAAGGAGGACGAGGAGAUGGAGGGAGAUCCUCUAAUGUUCGACUUGGACACUGGUUUCCCGCAGAACUUUACACAGGACCAGGUGGACGACAUGAAUCAGCAACUAAGCCAGACGCGCUCUCAACGUGUCCGUGCUGCGAUGUUCCCCGAAACCCUGGAGGAGGGCAUUGAGAUUCCCUCCACCCAGUUCGAUCCCCAGCAGCCGACGGCGGUACAACGACUUUCGGAACCAUCGCAGAUGUUAAAGCACGCGGUGGUCAAUCUGAUCAACUACCAGGACGAUGCCGAGCUGGCCACCAGGGCCAUACCAGAGUUAAUUAAACUUUUGAAUGAUGAGGAUCAAGUGGUCGUUUCCCAGGCCGCCAUGAUGGUCCACCAGCUGUCCAAGAAGGAGGCUUCGCGGCACGCCAUCAUGAACAGCCCCCAGAUGGUGGCCGCUUUGGUGCGUGCCAUUUCCAAUAGCAAUGAUCUGGAAAGCACGAAGGCAGCAGUAGGAACACUGCAUAACUUGUCACACCAUCGCCAGGGUCUAUUGGCCAUAUUCAAGAGCGGUGGUAUCCCGGCACUUGUCAAGUUGCUCUCUUCGCCAGUGGAAAGUGUGCUUUUCUAUGCAAUUACCACGCUGCAUAACCUGCUGCUCCACCAGGACGGUUCCAAGAUGGCCGUGCGUUUAGCCGGUGGCCUCCAGAAAAUGGUUACACUGCUGCAGAGGAACAACGUAAAGUUCCUGGCCAUCGUCACCGAUUGUUUGCAGAUUCUGGCCUACGGUAACCAGGAAAGCAAGCUUAUAAUCCUCGCUUCCGGCGGGCCAAACGAAUUGGUACGCAUCAUGCGCUCUUACGACUACGAGAAGCUACUGUGGACCACUUCACGUGUGCUCAAAGUGUUGUCCGUUUGCUCAAGCAACAAGCCGGCCAUUGUAGACGCCGGUGGCAUGCAAGCACUGGCUAUGCACUUAGGUAACAUGUCACCGCGUCUGGUGCAAAACUGUUUGUGGACGCUCCGUAACUUGUCAGAUGCGGCAACCAAGGUAGAGGGCCUCGAAGCCUUGCUCCAAUCGCUGGUCCAGGUAUUGGGCUCGACCGAUGUCAACGUGGUCACCUGUGCCGCCGGAAUCCUUUCGAAUCUGACGUGCAACAAUCAGCGCAAUAAGGCCACCGUUUGCCAAGUAGGCGGUGUGGAUGCUCUUGUCCGUACUAUUAUCAAUGCUGGGGAUCGCGAGGAGAUUACCGAGCCGGCCGUCUGUGCCCUGCGUCAUUUGACUUCUCGUCAUGUGGACUCAGAGCUGGCCCAGAAUGCCGUGCGUCUUAACUACGGGUUGUCGGUAAUAGUGAAGCUACUGCAUCCACCAUCUCGCUGGCCUUUAAUCAAGGCCGUUAUUGGGCUUAUACGCAAUUUGGCCCUAUGUCCAGCCAACCAUGCCCCGUUGCGCGAGCACGGUGCCAUCCACCAUCUGGUGCGGCUGCUAAUGCGUGCCUUCCAGGACACAGAGAGGCAACGCUCCUCUAUUGCCACUACGGGUUCGCAGCAACCGUCUGCAUACGCAGACGGCGUACGUAUGGAAGAGAUUGUCGAAGGCACUGUAGGAGCACUACAUAUCCUGGCCCGUGAAUCCCACAAUCGGGCGCUCAUCCGCCAGCAGUCGGUUAUACCGAUCUUUGUGCGUUUGCUGUUCAACGAAAUCGAGAAUAUUCAGCGUGUGGCAGCUGGCGUUCUUUGUGAAUUGGCUGCCGACAAGGAAGGCGCCGAGAUUAUUGAGCAGGAGGGCGCCACCGGGCCACUGACCGAUCUUCUGCAUUCACGCAAUGAGGGUGUGGCCACGUAUGCCGCCGCAGUGCUGUUCCGCAUGAGCGAGGACAAGCCCCAGGACUACAAGAAACGGUUGUCCAUCGAGCUGACCAACUCGCUGCUGCGCGAGGACAACAACAUUUGGGCCAACGCCGAUCUGGGCAUGGGUCCUGAUCUACAGGAUAUGCUUGGACCCGAAGAAGCAUAUGAAGGCCUGUACGGACAAGGUCCGCCCAGCGUGCACAGUUCGCACGGAGGUCGCGCAUUCCAUCAGCAAGGAUAUGAUACUCUACCAAUAGAUUCGAUGCAAGGUCUGGAGAUCAGCAGCCCGGUUGGCGGCGGCGGUGCUGCCGGCAAUGGUGGAGCGGUUGGCGGAGCUGGCGGCGGCGCUGGUAACAUUGGCGCUAUUCCGCCUAGCGGUGCACCCACAUCGCCCUAUUCCAUGGACAUGGACGUCGGCGAAAUUGAUGCCGGUGCAUUGAACUUUGAUUUAGACGCCAUGCCGACGCCACCCAAUGACAACAACAAUCUGGCUGCCUGGUACGACACCGACUGUUAGAUGAGCAGAGAUAAGGGUAAGGGUCGAGAAUCCAUUCGACCCCAAAAAUUAAAAAAACACAAAACACAAAUCCCCGUCCCAGCAAUAUAGCCCUCUUCCACCGGCUAAGCCCCAUGAAGUUGGAAAUGGAGCGAUCACCGACAUUUGACUAGAUCAAUGAAAACUGUUGAUUUUACUUGACAAAGACGAGGAGGAUGCUGCAGCAGGACAAAGACGAAGCGAUGCUGAGGCCCGUGGAAGAAGGCUAUUGUUCACACACCCCUCGGCAAAACAUACACACACGCAUACAUGCAUAAUAUUAUAUAUUAAUUAUAAUGCGAUCGCAACGGCAAAAAAUCAUAUUAUAUGAUGCAUUACAUAUUAUCCACAUAAACGAAAUGGAAAAUUAAACAAAUGUUUGCAAUAGAACUCGUACAUUUCCCUUUAAA